This is a messenger RNA of Adelges cooleyi (spruce gall adelgid), 3121 nucleotides long. RefSeq names its product protein FAM102A. The transcript is spliced from 11 exons. The record is from RefSeq and is a predicted model, not a curated record. Lineage: Eukaryota; Metazoa; Arthropoda; Insecta; Hemiptera; Adelgidae. The coding region runs from base 342 to 1997 and encodes 551 amino acids.
UCGUUUUCUUGGCAGUCUCUGCUGCCCGUCAUAUCGUCGUUGGUUGUUAAUAUUGUAUUAUUGUGUUUCCCCAUUGUCGACUUUUCUCUACGACUAAACGUUUCAUUUUUUUACUCCUCCGACACACUAGUUGACAUUUCGUUUGAACGGGUUUAAUUUCAUUCUUACCCUGUCUUGUUGCUCGUUAAUUAGCCGCCGUUUCCUCGAUCAAGUGUGUGCGCAUGUUGUUCGCGAAAAAUCCGUUUUAUUAGUCCAAUAACACCAAAUUUAUAAAAUUUAAGAUAAUCAGAAGAAAAAAAAAUGCAGCCGAAAAAGUAGAGCUGACGCUAUUGGGUGUUGCAAUGUCGUUUAUGGUGAAGAAAAAACGUUAUAAGUUUACAGUAAAUCUGUGUUUGGAAGACCUGACAGCUGUGCCUUUUGUUAACGCUGUCCUGUUUGCCAAAGUACGAUUACUGGAUGGUGGAAAUUUUAGUGAUACCUCCUCCAGAGAGGAAGUACGUGAUCAUACAGUCCGUUGGGGCGCUCAGUUUGAGUUCGUUUGCAAGAUGAGCGCCAACGCAUCUACCGGAAUCUUAGAUCCUUGCAACAUUCGGAUAUCGGUCCGUAAAGAAUUGAAAGGCGGCCGGAGUUAUCAAAAACUCGGUUUCACCGACGUCAAUUUGGCCGAAUUGGCCGGGGCCGGACUCAGCUCGAGGCGGUGCCUGCUCGAAGGAUACGACACUCGUCAUCACCGGCAGGACAACUCUAUGCUCCGAAUAACUGUAUCCAUGAACAUGCUGUCUGGGGACAUUCUGUUUAAAGCGCCAACGUCGUCAACCACGUUACACCAAAAACCCAUCACCAACGGGGAGGAUAUACCUCAGCGCGAAGACGGCGAAUACCAUUCGAGCAGCGGAUUCAGUAGUCUGCCGAACAAGCGGUCGUUGUUUCCUUCAGACAUUCCAUCCAUGAACAGUUUAGAAAAGCAUGAUAAUUCAUCCGAAUCAAAUCAGAACCAUUCAGAACAUGAAGAUGAAGUAUUGUCUCACGAUGCUGCUCCUACCUCUAAUCAAUUAACCAACUCGAAUGGACAUUCCCGUAAUUCUUCUAAUACAAGCAAAGGAUCUAGUUCCCACAAUUCUCAUUCUAGGCAUAGUAGUUCUGGUGACAGUGGACAUGUUCGGUCACCAUCUUGGCCUGUAUGGUCUCCUACUCUUUCACCACCACCUGCAACCCCGCCACCGUCACAGCCUCCUACACCCGUAUGGAGCAGUCCUCGUUCAAGAUUUUGGUCGCUGCGUCAAUCGAAAUCACAACAUCAACAGUCACCACAAGUGUGCACACAUCAAGACAUAUUCCGUACGCCGGACAACAAACAAACUGGAUUUAGGUUCCCACCAUGGUCCGGUCCAUCUCCUAGAACACACUCGUCGCCAGGCCUGUUGCCCCUAACCCCAGAUUCCCUUAGGGGCAGUAUGCACCACCGUAAAUUGCUGGAUAACUCUGUUGGUUGUGGGCCACCAGGGAUGCUCAACAUGAACUCGCUUCAGAAACUUCCGUUUACACCGGAGUUGGAUAAAUUGCUCAGCACAUCUGACACAUCGGUAUCUACUCCAUUCAGGCGACCAAGCCAAAUUUUAACAUCCAGUGGUACUGCAAUAUCUAUGUCACAAGCCUCUCCUGUAUUGAAUGCAGUCGAGACUGGCUCUUUAGAUCGAGGCAAAGCAGCCUUAGAAAGGCGCAAAAAGUCGGCAAUUACAAGUAGUAUUAUAGACGAUGGCGGCACCAAAGCUACAGGACGUGUUGAGGUAACCAGGGUAAACCCGGACAGUCUUAUUGACCAGCUGCUCAGAGCCACAAAUUUAGAUGAUCAUUCAACUGACGAGGACAAUAAACACAGAUCAGGCUUACAACUGUUCAUUGCAAAAGAUGGAACGACCACACUUGGCAGUCAGGACAUCAAGUGUCACAUGCCCAAUAGUCUAUUCAAACAGGUUGUGAUGGAAGACAAUAGAUAACGCUAAAGUAUUAAAAACUUUAUUUAUUUUAUGUUUUCACGAGCUUAACGCUUUUUUUUAAAAAUGAUAAUCAAGCGUCAAAGUACUUUCAAUGUUCACAGCGUUUAAGCAUGGUCGUCUUUCUGACUUUUCACUGUUAUGGAGUAAGCUACGUCGUGAUAUCGUUGGACACAUUAUUAUUUUACAUCUUUGUAAAAACAUUACUUUUAUAGAACUCAAAUUAUGAUUUAUUUAUUUAUCUCAGUGUGGUCUAAUGACGACAUUCGUUCAAAUGAUUAAAAAUGUAAUUUUUCAAUUGUCUGAAUCAUAUUGAUUCACCAGUAGCUUGUUAUCAAGAUUACGUAUGCUUAUAUAUAUUUUAUAUCAACUUCCAGUGUAUUUAUCUUGUGUAAAUCAGGAAUGUAAACCCAUAAAUUAUUAAUGUUGUUAAAAAAAACAUUGAGCUACUAAAUAAUGUUCCUCCUAUUAUAUAUCAGACAGUUUUUUUUUACUCGUCUAAUCAUGUGCAAGUAAAAUAACGAUUAGUAUUAACACAAAACAUUUAUUCUGGCCAAAGGAGGAGUCCCGUCUGUCAUACAGAACUUUGAGUUGACAAGAACCAACUUUGUGCCAUAAGAAUCUGUAUCGUUUUCACAAUGGCCAUUGUGAUUAUUCUGACUCCUUAUCUUCGUCAAUUUCGAAACGAUAUUCAAUUAUUAGUUACUACGAUUAUAGUUUUUAUUUGAACGUAUUGUGUAAACAACUUUGAUGAUCUCCCAAAAAUACAAUAGUCCGUAAAAUAUAUUUUAUUAGAUUAUUAUUUAAAAUGUGCACCUAAUUUUAAAUAUGCUUAUUGUUUGUGUUGUAUACUUUAAAUUAAUUAUAGAACUUUUUUGCACCAUAAUUUAUUUGUAACACUUCUACAAAAGUUAAUGUGGAAACGAAAUAUUAAAUGAGACUUGUAAACACAGUGUUAUUACUGUUUUGACGUUAUUUCUCUCUUUUAUUUGCAAUGUUAAAUUGUCAUUUUUGUGUAAAUGUAUGUUUGUUGAGCUCAAAGAGGAAUGUAUGACUUGAAAAAUGCAUUGUUGUUAUUUAUUUUACAUAUUUUUUCAUAAACAAGCGUUGAAUAUAUAUAUAAAUUA